AUGGGCGCACAAGUGUCGGAACUGGACCAGUGGAAGAAGGUUGCUUGGUCCGAUGAGCCCGUUUUCUUUAACAUCACAUGGACGGCUGUCUACCAUCCCCCUCUACAAUCUCCAUCCACCAUCCCCAACUACCAUCCACCAUCUCCAACCACCAUCCCCAACUACCAUCCACCAUCUCCAACCACCAUCCCCAACUACCAUCCACCAUCUCCAACCACCAUCCCCAACUACCAUCCACCAUCUCCAACCACCAUCCCCAACUACCAUCCACCAUCUCCAACCACCAUCCCCAACUACCAUCCACCAUCUCCAACCACCAUCCCCAACAACCAUCCACCAUCUCCAACCACCAUCCCCAACUACCAUCCACCAUCUCCAACCACCAUCCCCAACUACCAUCCACCAUCUCCAACCACCAUCCCCAACUACCAUCCACCAUCUCCAACCACCAUCCCCAACUACCAUCCACCAUCUCCAACCACCAUCCCCAACUACCAUCCACCAUCUCCAACCACCAUCCCCAACUACCAUCCACCAUCUCCAACCACCAUCCCCAACUACCAUCCACCAUCUCCAACCACCAUCCCCAACUACCAUCCACCAUCUCCAACCACCAUCCCCAACUACCAUCCACCAUCUCCAACCACCAUCCCCAACUACCAUCCACCAUCUCCAACCACCAUCCCCAACUACCAUCCACCAUCUCCAACCACCAUCCCCAACUACCAUCCACCAUCUCCAACCACCAUCCCCAUCUACCAUCCACCAUCUCAGUUUUAUGCCUCCUCUUCCCAGUCACUUCAUCUGUUAACUGGUUUCAACCUUGAAAGCCUGAGGCCUCUCAAGCAUUCCCCCGGGGUUCCUGUCCCCCUGGCUGUGCCCCUUGCAGUCUCUGCCCCCAAAAACCCCAGCCAGCCCCCCAGCUCUGUGCAGCUGUUUGAGCCAGUGACCCGGGACUGGUCCAAAUGA
Molecule: messenger RNA, 969 nt
Organism: Esox lucius (northern pike)
Lineage: Eukaryota; Metazoa; Chordata; Actinopteri; Esociformes; Esocidae
Product: extensin-like
Exons: 3
Coding region: 1-969 (322 amino acids)
Source: RefSeq, a predicted model, not a curated record